AUGUCUAGCAGAAGGUCAAGAUCAAAGCAAUCAAGUGGUUCGCGGAUCACAGAUGAUCAGAUCAAUGAUCUCGUUUCCAAGUUGCAACAACUUCUUCCUGAGAUUCGCGAUAGGCGUUCUGACAAGGUUUCAGCAGCGAAGGUGUUACAGGAGACGUGCAACUACAUUAGAAGCUUGCACAGAGAAGUUGAUGACUUAAGUGAAAGACUUUCUGAGCUAUUAGCAACAAGUGACACUGCUCAAGCUGCAAUAAUCAGGAGUUUACUCAACCAAUAGAAUCUUUAAUUUUUUAUCUUUCAGAUCAGAUCAAGUACUAUUAGAAAUUAAUUAA
Morus notabilis is the source of this 331-nucleotide messenger RNA. RefSeq names its product transcription factor PRE3. Gene Ontology annotation, biological process: regulation of DNA-templated transcription; regulation of growth. The transcript has 2 exons. NCBI's taxonomy places the organism in Eukaryota, Viridiplantae, Streptophyta, Magnoliopsida, Rosales, Moraceae. Gene Ontology annotation, molecular function: protein dimerization activity. The coding region runs from base 1 to 276 and encodes 91 amino acids. The record is from RefSeq and is a predicted model, not a curated record.